Morchella importuna is the source of this 3540-nucleotide messenger RNA. RefSeq lists its product as uncharacterized. The record is from RefSeq and is a predicted model, not a curated record. Lineage: Eukaryota; Fungi; Ascomycota; Pezizomycetes; Pezizales; Morchellaceae. Bases 1 to 3540 code for a protein of 1179 amino acids. Gene Ontology annotation, biological process: autophagy; endosomal vesicle fusion; vesicle-mediated transport. The transcript has a single exon. Gene Ontology annotation, cellular component: fungal-type vacuole membrane; cytoplasm.
AUGGAGCAUCUGCUCAAUGCCCCCGUGGUGGGGCCGUACAUGCUGCAGGAACUCGUCGAGGAUCUGCCACUAAACACCCCCGAAAACGACCAUGUAGAUAUUACAUGCCUAGAGGCAUGGGAGCAGAACCUCUAUGUCGGUACCUCUGCACACGAAAUCUUGCAUUUCGUCUCUAUCCCACCUACCCCAGCUCCUGUCUCAUCAAGCGAGCCUCCAAGGCCCAUUUACAUACUUGCAUCUCGUCUGCAGCCUCCUUCAACUAGAACGGAGCCUUCUAUGCAUAUCAAGCAGAUUGUCAUAAUCCCAAAUGUUGCAAGAGCGUGCGUGCUUUCCUCCACAGGGUUCCUGUCAUUUUAUACCUUGCCGGAAUUUUCGCCAGUGUCUGGCGCAAAGCUCAAGGAGGCCUCUUUCAUUGGAGCUCUAGACCUGAACGAGGAGGAGUAUGAGAGACGGGGCGGCGAAAUCAGUGAUGAGCGAGGGAAACAAGUGAUAGUUCUAGCUAGGCAGUGCUUACGGAUGAUCCGUGUCGGGAGCUCCGUGCGACAGAUCAAGCCUAUAGAUCUACCCACAGCUCCAAUAAAAGCCGUGCGAAGAGGUGUGAUAGCUUGUAUCGCAAACACAGAGAACUAUGCGUUAAUAGAUACCGAUCAAAUUCGCCAGAUUCCGCUUUUCCCAAUAUCUUCAAACUUUGGAGAUGAACCUGCUCCACCUCCACCUCCACCUCCACCUCCGCCCCCACCUCCACCCCCCACCCCGCCCGCCCCGGCGCCAGCGCCAGCGCCAGCUAUGGAACGGUCUGCGUCCAGCUCUUCAGCGCCUAUGUCAAGAACGCCUUCGGGGUCCCAUCCUCCGCGAACAUCAUCACUCAGUGGGAACCGGGAGAGAAGGAACAGUUCUGCUGCAAUGACCCGAGAACCAAGCACCGGUGCCCCACACAUUAGAUCUAGUAGCGCAAGUAACAUUGGCCUUGGGCGACCUGGUUCGAGGGCUAGUGGCACCCGUGCGAAAACACCAUCCCGGCUAUCAGUUCCAGGCGCCUCUACAUCGAGGCCAACGUCGCCUGCUCCAGCCUCGCCAAAUUCGCCCCAGUCGAGCUCUCCUACUACCCAUGCUCCAGGGCCUUCAAGUGGGAGCAGGAGAGCUUCUAAUGCCUCUUCGGCUGUGCAAAGCCCUGGCCUUGGCCCAUCGAGGUCAAGAACCUCAACUCCAGUACCAACCGUUUCAAACAGGCCGUUGCUACCACAUAUUGCCUCGCCAACCCCUUGUGAGUUCCUUUUAACAACAGGGACACGAUGGGAAGACCCUGGAGUGGGGUUGUUUGUGAGUGAUGAAGGUGAUGUUACAAGAGGAACGAUCAGCUUCGAAAGGUAUCCGGAAGAUAUCCUGAUUCAGGGAAGCUGGGUUAUUGCCAUUAUUCCAGGCCGAGGAAUAGAAGUUCAACGCUGGGACCUCGAGGGUGGAGAUGCCGAGGAAGAGGAUAGAAAGGGAAUGUUGGAAAUGGAUUUGGAUGGGUCGAGACUGGGCAUCAAGGAAGUAAAUGGCCUUGAUGGAAGUGUAGUUGGUGGGGUCGUGGCAAAGCUGAGGCUAGAGCGAAUAUCUUUGAAGCCAGAGGCCGAGAGCGGUGAUGGUGGUGAGGAAUUGGGGAGAAGGGAGAUGGAGGAGAAGGUUAUUGCGGGACGAAUUUCAACCGUGGACAGCAGGGCUGUUGUUUUCAAGGGAAAGAAAAUAUGGGUUUUGGUGCAAAGCCCAUUGGCACUACGAUUGGACUCUAAGCUGCCAAUGGUCACAGCAGAAACGCUCGACGAGACGCCUAAAACAAGAGUGGAAAACAUUCUAAAGAUACUUCGAAAGGUUGACGCAAUCGAGCCAAGCACUGAGAGGGAGUUCCAUGAGGUUGCUUAUAUACGGCAGAAAGGAGGCCUACUGCUGCUAGGAGAGUUCCUCCGGCUCCCGACGUUUGAAGGCACCGAGAUCGAGCAACAGGAAGUUAUUAUGACCGAGGAGGCGCUCAUUGAAAGCGCCCUCGACCCAAGACUUGUCCUGGCGCUUUUUGGUGGAGACUUUAAGAACGAUAUCGUGAUGAGUCAUGGUGGUAUUUGGGUUUAUGGAGGUGUAAAACAGGUUUUUAACGCUAUUUCUGAGACUCGAUCUGAGGGAGCGUUCAGGAGGGAUACAUUACUACUUCUCAAGCGCUACCUAGCUGUUUGGAAAAGAAAGAAGGGAUUCGGAAGUAUAGCAGACGAAAAAGAGAUCUUUGCGACUGUCGACAUUUCCUUGAUCCGAGUAAUACUCAUGCUCGAUUCUCCAGAAUAUCUUCCUCAAAAGGGUACAACUUUGGUUCCCGAAGGAAACGUUAGGGCGGAACUUUAUACAUUGGUUGAGAAAGACGUAGAAGACUUUGAUGGGACAGCAAAACUUCUAAAUGAUUUCGGAAGGCUUUAUGUCCUCAGUAUACUUCUCCAAAGCAGGAAACUUUUCCGAGAGGUCUUGGGAACGUGGAAGAGACUUUUAGAAGAGGGGGACGCUACAGGAGAGUUUGGCGACGGUGAAGAAAGGGUCAAAAAGUAUCUACUAGGCCUAAAGGAUAGGGCACUAGUUGAAGAGUUUGGUAAAUGGCUGGCAGCCCGAAAUCCAAGGUUGGGCAUUCAAGUUUUUUCGGAUGAGAGGGCCAAGGUCAGAUUUGAACCUGCAAAAGUUCUGGAAAUCCUGAAAGAGUAUUCGCCCACAGCUGUAAGAGGCUAUGUCGAGUCCCUUGUUGAAAGGGGGAACAAAGAAUACGCAGAUGAGCUGAUAUUCUUGUACCUUGAUGAUUUAAUAAAUGUCCUCGACACCUCACCUUCUGCCUGUGAGCGACUUCAGCUCUCUUACGAGUCUUACAGGGCUCUUACUUCGCCGAAACCUACAUACCGCGAAUUCAUUGUUGACAACUCAUCGCCGUCAUUCGAAGGUGAUGGGCAAAAUGAUUGGUGGAGGGAUCGGUUACGAUUUCUCGAACUUUUAGGAGGCGAGGGGAGCUACGAUAUCCCCAAAGUCCUUGCACGCCUGAGCAAAUUCAGAGAUGUGCUUGUCCCUGAGAUGGUUAUUCUCUAUGGAAAAGAAGCCCGUCACGAAGACGCUAUCCGGUUACUCACACAUGGCUUAGAAGACUUUGAUACAGCUAUCAACUACUGUCUCUUUGGCGGACUCAGCAUCUUUCAAACACGUAAAAUAAUCACCGAUCGUGAGGAGCAGAAAGCACUGUUUGCAAUACUUCUAGGGGAGUUUUUGAAGCUGGAAGAUUAUGACGACCGAUUAGAACAAACGAGGAUGUUGUUGGAAAGAUUCGGCGGAUGGUUGGAUCUGGUGCAUGUUUUAGAAGUUGUGCCUGAAAAUUGGAGCGUUGAAACACUGUCUGGUUUCUUGCUAAGUGCGCUGCGGCAGAUGGUAAGGGAGAAGGCGGAAGUGAGUAUUUUAAGAGGACUAAGGAGCGGUGAAAACCUGAAGGUUGAAGGCGCGUUUGUGGAUAAAUGUGAUGAGAUUGGUCCUUCGAUCGAGAAGUGA